AUUGGACUUCAGAAGUACCAUAUGUAUGUAAUGGUAAAAUGCUUUGGGAUCCUUUAGCAUUAAAGGAGUUACAUACAGCAAAUAUAAAAUACAUAUACCAUUUUACUGAAUUAGAUUUAAUGAGGUAUAUUAAAAAAGGAUUUUUAAUUGUUAGAUAGGAGUGGCAAGGUUUAAAGCUGUACGGUAGUCACUAGUGAGUGGAGUGCUGGCCUCUUGCAAAAUUCCUGAAAUGCAGAUGACACUGAUAAUGCUCCGUAAACUAAGCCCACAGCAUGGAAUAAUGCCUCCACCAAAUCUGUAAAUGUGGAAGUUUGUCAGUUACUGCAACAUGCUACUAAGUAGGUAGUUGAUAAGAGAAAAGUGAUUUCAACACACAUGAGGCUCUAAGAGACUGAGUGACAACAUGACAACAAGCUGAUCACCUUCAGAAGGAAAUCCAAGUAUUGCUUGAUGACUGUAGCAGGAUUGCCAUUUACUGGGCACCCCCUCGUGGCCAGGGGUGUGUCUGCCAUGGCCUACUAACAAUUUCUCCCCUUUGACGCUCUCCCAUGACAUUCCCACCAAACAGUCUCUCACAGGCCCUUUUGACCAGGCUUCAGCCUCCAGGCCCUUCUGGUCAGGCUUUUAUUCCUUUGUCACUUUCCCAAUACGCCAAACCAAAACUGAAAACAACAACAUAGCAAUUACUCUGCUGGUCUUGAGCUCUGUCCUCCAGGGUAUCCCUUCCAUAGCUUAUUGGCAGGCCUCCUGCCUCUAGCAGUCUCACAAAAGCCCCCUCACUGUAGCCUGCCCUCCCGCACUCCAACUUCUUCCUUGUUGCAACUUCCUGCUGCUCUUAUAGUGGAACCACCUGAUCCAACCCAUGUGUGACUCCUUUGUAAUCAGGGUUGACUAGGCCUAGGCCCUCCAGCCCUUAAGAUCUAGCCACCAUGUUACACUCCCCACUCCAACCCCAUUAAAGCCUUGCCAGGGCAAAGUCUACCUGAAGAGAACUUCCCCAUCUUCCUGCAAUUUAUGUGUGUUGCCAACCAUGUGAAUGCAUUGUCCAGGCUCUCUCCCCUUCCAGUUUGUUCAACAUAGUACACAGGCAAUCUCGUUUUUUCUAGGAUCUCUGCCUUUUCCACUGCUUCUGCCACUGAUGUUAGCUUUUAAACUGCUUCUCUCACGUUUGAGCUCCCAUGGGCAGAACCUGCAAGAAAUGCUCUAAAACAAUUAGGUCCAUGACUUUCCCCAGAGAGUUCUCUGGCAGCUACCAAUCAGCCAGGUCCUGCAACCUGUGAGCUACCACAUGGGGUUGGGCUUUCCGCUGAAAUGACUUGAUACAGAAUUUAUGCCAGUACGCUUCUAGUGUCAAUCCUAAUCUAAGAUGGCUGCUUUCCAUUCAGGGUAUGAGUUGACUGUCUCACUGAAAGCUCUAAAUGUGGUUUGAGCCUGUCCAGUCAAAAAUGGUACCACCCUCGCCACCCAAGUGGAGUCUUCUCAGCCAGCAAGGCAAGGAACCCGCUCAAAGGCUGUGGCUGUGUGACAAGGAAAUCCCUUAAAAAUGAAAAAGUUCACGCUGUUCGAUUUUGUAAAUGAUAAUUCGCUACAAAUUGGGGAGACUUCAUGGAUUCAGGAUCUUCCCAAUGAUGACAGUGAACUAGAAGGACUCCUGAAACCAAAUGAGCAGGUGCUAGUUAACUGGCCUGUGGGAGAAAGGAAGACAGAGAAACAUUUAGUAAAAGUAGUGUACAUGAGUGUAUCAUCUGCUUGGACUUCUCUUUUCUCCACUUCAGAUGACCCUCAAGAGCUAGUUGAGAUGAUGCAGAAGAUAUUGCAGGCAGAUGAAAUUACAAAAAUACAAGUUGUUGGAAAAGGCAAGAGGAAGAGGAUUGAGAUGAUAUUCUCAGAGAGUGAAGAUAGUGACCUGGACAAAGGGCAGGGGAAAAUGAUGAAGAGUAUAAAAAGAAAGAAAUCAUUACAGGCCUCUGCCUCUGCCAACAUCCUGAGUCAACUUGAAACAUCUUUAAUUAACAAACAGAGAGAACCGUAUUCUGGAAAUGCUUUUCUGUACAGCGAAAGCAGUAGUGAUGAUGAGGAGCCCUUGUUUCAGUUAUCCAAAGUGGAACUACGUGCCAAAAUAAAAAGUCUGAAAAGGAAACUGACAGACACCAUGAGAGAAAACUGUCGCCUACGGCAGUCACUGGUCAUGCUUCAAGUGUUGCCACAGGCAGUCACACAUUUUGAGGAACUGGUAGGUAUGGCUGAGGCCCUGCUCAAAGGGGGAGUGACCACAUCUGCCUCCAGUAUUCAUUCACACACUGUCUGGAAAGCAUCAAACAGUUCUUUAUCAGAUUCAUAUGCAACUAUCCACAGUAACUCCAAUUCACCGAUAGCAUUGAAUAUGGAAGAAGAGGAGCAACAGCCUGAGAAACAGUUCAAGAUUGAAAAAUGGCAGAUUGCCCUUUGUAACAAGAGCAAGCCUCAAAAGUUUAUAAAUGAUUUGAUGCAAGCCCUUUAUACACACGAAUACAUGGCCACGCAUAGUCUGACAGGUGCAAAAUCCUCCUCUUCGAAGGAUAAAGCAGCAAAACCAGCAAUGAAUCAGAAUGAAGUUCAGGAAAUCAUAGGAAUCACAAAACAGUUAUUUCCAAAUACAGAUGAUGCUUUAAUUAGGAGAAUGAUGGGGCAAAAGCUAAACAAUUGCACCAAGAAGCCAAUUUUAAGCAAAGAUCUUAAUUCAGUUGUUUUUCAGAAGCAUAGCUUUUGUGGUUCGCCAGCUCCUCCUCCCAGUACUCAGGACACCAUCCCAUCAGCUCCUGUUUCCAGUGCAAAAGAGCAGCAGGAUGAUGACUCACUGGCUUCUCCCACACCAGUUCAGCAUGGUGACAGCUCUCUGGCUCCUCCUCCCCACAGCACACAAGCUCAGCAAAGUGGUGUCACACCAACUUCUUUCAGCAUGGAGUCUCAUCAAGGCAGAAACUCACCAGCUCCUACUUCCAACCAGGGCUCCAGACAGGAUUUCAGGAGUUCUGACAAGAAGUAAAAGUGGACCCUUCAUAGCAGUUCAGGCAGACACUGGAGGAUAGGGACAGUAGAAAAUGGGCAGACAGAAGUGACACUUAAUAGUUUGUUCAGACCCUAGCAACAGUUGGCAAAGAUACUGGAAGAGGAAUAGAGGUCUGGGGCCAAUUUUCUGAUUUGUAAUUAAAAUCCCACAGUAUAGAAAAAAAAUUCAAAAUGCUUCAAUAUCUUCAGAUUUAAGAUAUUAUAAAAUAUAUGCAUGUCCUACUGUAGUUCAGAAUGGAUUAACAUUUGUUCAAAAAUAAUACAAAUGUUCUCAAUAACCAGAUAAUGGACACACUAUUUAAGAUAAUGCCAAAAAUAAAACCAAGAGGAGCUUCACAGCCCAGACCAAACACCCAUCUAUACAUAUGAGAGAAAGAUCUUUAGUCUUCCAGACAGAAGAAGGUUUUUUACUAUAAUCCAAGGGACCCUGAGUGGUUUAAAACAAGGACAAACAAUGCAGUGUUAGGAUGCAGAUAGUGUUAGCCUUCAGAGGGAUGAAAAAACAGGGACUCAAAGGCCCAGAUCUACAGAGACUUAGGCACCUAAACCCCAAAGGGGUUCCCUUUGUUGAUCCAGGCUGAGGAUACUAUUGGAUCAGCAGGAGUGGUUCCCUCAGGAGCUGCUGCUCUUUUGCCCUAUUAAGGGGAGGCGGGGAGAAGAGGGAGCUAAGGCUCACUUUUAUCUCUAAGGGGUUGGGAGGAGGCUCAGGUUUCUUUUGGCCUAGAUGCAUGGGGGACCUGGAGCAUCUUUUCUCCUCUGGAGACAUUAGGGGUGUGGUUGCCAGCAUGUAAGCAUUUUGCCAGGGCAGUUCUCCAUAUUAGCCCCCACCGGGUUCUAUAUGUGGUCUGGUGAAUUUUAGAGUAUUUCUUCGAAGGGUGUGAGAGAAAACGCAAAUUACAGUAACCCGAAGGCCGAUAAAAUCACCUGGCACCACUCAGGUGAAAAACUGUCACUUCAACAAAGUUGUGUGUCUUUCUCCACUACAUUUCCCACAACUCCCACUCUGUUCACCUAGCCCCCUCUGGCUCUUCUUUCUGCACCUGCCCUAUUCCGUUUUACCUCAUGAGAGGAGGUGCAGGAGAUGGACACCGGAUGACCUCCUCUUCAGGGCUCCUUUCUGCCAGUGCCCUGGCUUUACAAAGUUUAGUUGGUUCACAAAUCCCAAAUAUCCCUUUUUUUACUGAACAUGAGGAGUCCCUUCUCUUUCUCUCCAGGGACUAGAAAGCGGGUUAUGAAGGGGGGCGGGUAUGGGGGGCUCCUGCUUCUCUUGACCUGGAGGGCAGUUCUUUUGAUGAAGGCACUGUGGAGGACAAAGAUACCAGCUGCUCCCCAUAGUGUCUGACUUGGAGAGACAGUACAACAGGAAGUAUGUUCCUGCUGUGGGUGCUGUAGCCACUCAGUAAACAUGGUACCUGCCUUUGAGAGCUGACCACCCCCUUUAGCCUGGUCCACUGAAUUAUGAGUGUUCCACUGUGGCUGAUCAAAGAGAAGCAGCUGGCAGGCCAGCUUGACUUUGGAAAGGAUAGGGAGGGAUAGUAGGAUUGAAAGGGACCUCUGUCUUUGAAAACCUUAGAGACAGACUUUUCCCAAAAUUCUUUGCAGGGUUUUUGUUGUUGUUGUUGUUGACUCCUGGCUUCCCAAGAAAUCUGUUAGUGACAUAUGGGCCAGUGCAAGCUUGGGUGCAGGAAACAUCAGAAAUACUACUUUUAAUUUUGAGCAUCUCAUUCCCAGAAAGAUAUUGACAAAUUGGAGGGAGUUCACAGAAGAGAAACAAAGUUAUUGAAGAACUCAUUUACAGUGGAAAAAACUAACAGAGCUGUAUAUUUUUUCCUGUCUGAGCAGUGACUAAGGAUCAGAGCAUAUACUAAUAGUCUACAAAUGUUAGGGUCUAAAUGUGGAGAUAGAGAAGUUAUUUAGAUUGGUUUAAGGGGAUAUAAAUAUAAGUAACAGGAUGAAGUUAAGAAAGAGAAUAUUUAGGGUGAACGUCAAAAAAAAAAUGUCCUGACAGUAAGAUGUAUUAGGCUGUGAACUGGGGUCUCCCAAGGAAAGUGCUGAAAGCCCAGUUUAUAUGACAAUGCACGAAUAAAUACACUGUAAAGAAGAUUUUUGCAUAUGCAGGGGAAUGGACUAGGUGUUCUAAUAGAUCUUUUCCAUCUUUAACAUCUAUGCUUUUCCUUGUAGAUAGAUCUAAGAUGAAAGCAGAUAAAACAACAUGCCAGAAGGCUCUGACUCAUGGUGUUAACCACCAGAGAUAAAAUAUAGGUGAAAGGAUGUUUUGCUACUGUGUAUAUAUUGUACAUGAACCUGUAUGUAUUGCAUUAUUAAUGUAUAUACUUAAACAUAUUUUUGACGCAACUUUCUAUAAAAUAAAAAAAUGAAAACGUA
Messenger RNA from Caretta caretta (loggerhead turtle), 5433 nucleotides. NCBI's taxonomy places the organism in Eukaryota, Metazoa, Chordata, Testudines, Cheloniidae. The record is from RefSeq and is a predicted model, not a curated record.